GCCCCGCUCUCCCGCCCGCCUCUCCGGUCGGGGCACAUGCUCGGUGCGUGGGGCCGGCCCGGUUUCCUCCCGGCCUCGUCAGCAGCGCGGGGCCUCCCGGCACCCCCGGCACCGCCGACAUGGCCCCCCCGACAGGGAAUGUCGUGGACAGCCAGGCCCCGCGGCCCCUGGCCAGCCAGCUGCGCUGGGACCUGACGGCCGAGCAGAUCGAGGCCAUGGCGGCCGAGCUGACCGAGAGCACCAAGCUCGUGUACGACCGCGUGGGAGCCCAGGAGCGCGGAGAGGUCUCCUACGAGAACACCCUCAAGGCUCUGGCCGACGUGGAGGUGGAAUACACAGUCCGUAGGAACAUGCUGGACUUCCCCCAGCAUGUGUCCCCCUGCAAGGCCGUCCGCGCCGCCAGCACCGAGGCCGACAAGAAGCUCUCGGAGUUCGACGUGGAGAUGAGCAUGAGGCAGGACGUGUACCAGAGGAUUGUGUGGCUCCAGGAGAAAGCAGAGAGUGCUUCCCUGAAGCCUGAGGCAAAGAGGUACCUGGAGAGGCUGAUCAAGCUGGGCAAAAGGAACGGGCUCCACCUCCCCGAGGAGACACAGGAGAAAAUCAAAGCUAUCAAGAAGAAGCUGAGCGUGCUGUGCAUCGACUUCAACAAGAACCUCAACGAGGACACCACCUUCCUGCCCUUCUCCAGGGAGGAACUGGGGGGGCUCCCUGAGGAUUUCCUGAACUCCCUGGAGAAGACAGAGGAUGGGAAGCUGAAGGUCACCCUGAAGUACCCACACUACUUCCCCCUGCUGAAGAAGUGCUACGUGCCCGAGACCAGGAGGAAGGUGGAGGAGAUGUUCAACUCCAGGUGCAAAGAGGAGAACUGCCUGAUCCUGAAGGAGCUGGUGGACCUGAGGGCUCAGAAGGCCAAUCUGCUGGGCUUCAGCACCCACGCUGACUUUGUGCUGGAGAUGAACAUGGCCAAGAGCAGCCGGACGGUGGCCACGUUCCUGGAUGAGCUGGCCCAGAAGCUGAAGCCCCUGGGGGAGAAGGAGCGGGCUGUGAUCCUGGACCUGAAGAAGAAGGAGUGCGAGAAGCGCGGGCUGGAGUUCGACAACCGCAUCAACGCCUGGGACAUGCGCUACUACAUGAACCAGGUGGAGGAGACCAAGUACAGCGUGGACCAGAACCUGCUCAAGGAGUAUUUCCCCAUGCAGGUGGUCACCACGGGCCUCCUGGCCAUCUACCAGGAGCUGCUGGGCCUCACCUUCCACCUGGAGGAGAAGGCUCAGGUGUGGCACGAGGACGUGCAGCUCUACACGGUGAAGGACGCGUCCUCCGGCGAGACCAUCGGGAAGUUCUACCUGGACCUGUACCCACGGGAAGGGAAGUACGGCCAUGCUGCCUGCUUUGGCCUCCAGCCCGGCUGCCUCCUGCCGGACUCCAGCCGCCAAAUCUCGGUGGCCGCCAUGGUGGCCAAUUUCACCAAGCCCACGCCGGACGCCCCUUCCCUGCUGCAGCACGACGAGGUGGAGACCUAUUUCCACGAAUUUGGGCACGUCAUGCACCAGCUGUGCUCUCAGGCGGAGUUUGCCAUGUUCAGCGGGACACACGUGGAGAGGGACUUUGUGGAGGCCCCGUCGCAGAUGUUGGAGAACUGGGUGUGGGAGAAGGAGCCUCUGCUGCGCAUGUCCAGGCACUACAAGACAGGGAGCCCCAUCCCGGAUGAGCUGCUGGAGAAACUCAUUAAAUCCCGGCAGGCAAACACAGGGCUCUUCAACCUGCGCCAGAUCGUCCUGGCCAAGGUGGACCAGGCACUGCACACCCAGACCAAGGCUGACCCCGUGGAGGUGUUUGCCCAGCUCUGUGAAGAGGUGCUGGGUGUCCCUGCCACCCCAGGUACAAACAUGCCAGCCACCUUUGGCCACCUGGCCGGGGGUUAUGAUGCUCAGUACUACGGCUACCUCUGGAGCGAGGUGUUCUCCAUGGACAUGUUCCACACCCGCUUCAAGCAGGAGGGAAUCAUGAACUGCAAGGUGGGCAUGGAUUACAGGAAGUGCAUCCUUCACCCCGGUGGCUCCGUGGAUGCUUCGGACAUGCUGAGGAGGUUCCUGGGCAGGGAGCCCAAGCAGGACGCCUUCCUGGCCAGCAAGGGACUGAAGGUGGAGAGCAACUCGGUGCCUUCAGCCUGAGAGGUGCUGCUGGGCCCUGGCAGGGCGGGGAAGCUCCUGCCCACGCACCUGCCCUCGCCUGGUUCCUGUCACCAAACACCCCCAGGCCACCCCUGCCUGGAGCUGCCCCUCUGAGCCCCUCCUGGGGCUCUCUGGUGACACACAGGUGACCUGGCCUUGUCACCCCGGCCUUGUGGGUCACCCUCACCAAUUGGCUGAACUUUGAACCUGAUCUCUGCACAAGGGUGAGUUUUGGAGCCAGGGGAGGAGGAGGGGGAGAGGAGUUCCCAAACUUGAAUUUUUGUUUUUAAAUCCCUUCUCUUUUAAGAAGCCUCGUUGUUGGUGUUGUUGUUGCCACCUUGGCUUGGUUUGUGACACAGUUGUCAUCAGGGCAGGGACAGUCCUGCUCUCCCCAUCUUUGGGCAGCUCUUGGCUGUGCAAUAAAGAUGGGGAGAUCCCAGAGCUCAAACCCUACAGGGAAUUAACUGGAACAUCCUGCCCUGAACCCCUCAGGGACCUUCCUGCCUGGCAGGGGGACAGAGGUGGCCAGUGCAGGCGUUCCAGAACAGGGGUUUAGGAACUUCUGUGGCCUCUGUGUCCCAGGGCCAUCUCAGGGUCAUCCUGGGGCCACCCCAGGCCAGCCAGGGGCUCAGGCUGUGGCAGCUGAGGGUGUUGCUGUUGCUGUGAGCUCCAGGGAUGGGCCAGGGUUGUGUUUAUGACUGAAAACACCCGAGCUGACAGCUUCAAACAACACAAAUGCCGGGAUAAAAAUAUCCCCUGGGCUCCGUGCCAGGCCUUGAGCUGCCGGCCACGGGGAGGGGCAGCAGCCAGCCUGGGCUGUGCCACCUGCUCCAGGCUGUCCCCAAUGUGCCCCAAACCAGCCUGGGCUGUGCCACCUGCCCCAGUGUGCCCCAAGCCAGCCCGGGCUGUGCCACCUGCCCGGGCUGUCCCCAAUGUGCCCCAAGCCAGCCCGGGCUGUGCCACCUGCCCCGGGCUGUCCCCAGUGUGCCCCAAGCCAGCCCGGGCUGUGCCACCUGCCCCAGUGUGCCCCAAACCAGCCCGGGCUGUGCCACCUGCCCCGGGCUGUCCCCAAUGUGCCCCAAGCCAGCCUGGGCUGUGCCACCUGCCCCAGGCUGUCCCCAAUGUGCCCCAAGCCAGCCUGGGCUGUGCCACCUGCCCCAGUGUGCCCCAA
Camarhynchus parvulus is the source of this 3345-nucleotide messenger RNA. RefSeq names its product thimet oligopeptidase 1 (gene THOP1). The transcript has 13 exons. The record is from RefSeq and is a predicted model, not a curated record. The coding region runs from base 120 to 2174 and encodes 684 amino acids. Gene Ontology annotation, biological process: proteolysis; peptide metabolic process. NCBI's taxonomy places the organism in Eukaryota, Metazoa, Chordata, Aves, Passeriformes, Thraupidae. Gene Ontology annotation, molecular function: metalloendopeptidase activity. Gene Ontology annotation, cellular component: mitochondrial intermembrane space.